Molecule: messenger RNA, 866 nt
Organism: Colletotrichum phormii
Lineage: Eukaryota; Fungi; Ascomycota; Sordariomycetes; Glomerellales; Glomerellaceae
Exons: 1
Coding region: 236-715 (159 amino acids)
Source: RefSeq, a predicted model, not a curated record
GCGCAGCCGCGAUCCCCCUUUCACCGACAUCAACCUCCGUUCCACAUCUCGAUGCCCACCUUGUGGCAACACACGACCAUUGCACCUUGAUGAUACCAACUACACAUAUACCCUGACGGCCUGACUGAACCCAUUAUCGCAACGUGGCUUGUUUAGAGUUUUGUGUCCUCGCGGCAGCAAACUCUGCGCUGUCGCUGACAGUUGCGAGCACUAGUGCCACACAGAUGAGUACAUAAUGCCAUCAAGAAGAGGCAGCUUUCAAUCUCAAUCUUCUUCCCUUCAUCUCAUCGAGAGUCGCGUGCCUCCCAUCCCAUUAGAAGCUCUGCGCUCUCACUGGGUCAUCACAGCCUAUCCCAGCGCAACAGGCUCACCCACUUGCAACAACCGUCUCUUCCUUCUCCCAUUGCAAUCACACGAUCGACGUUCGCUUUUCCAAUCGCCAAACCCCCAUUCUCGCUCGCAAUGGUUCACAUCUUCGACUUCCCGCGACCUCAUAUACGACCAUUACGUCACCGUCGAGGGCGGCCAUACCUACGACUUCGACAGCAACACACUCCGAGGCGCCAUAAACGAGCCCCUUGAUCUGACCUUUACUCAUACUUGUAAAAAGGCGGCAAGUGAUCUUAAGGGUUUGGCUCUGGCAUCGAAUACGCUCAACCCUUUCAACCGUCUACUCAGAGGAGCAUCGCGCCACCGCCGGCCGUUUCAAACCUGAUGGUGGAGAAUCUCCACUUGCGGUUAGGCCACAAGCUGGAUAUCAUUUGUCCAGACAAUAUGAUCCUUCUAGAUGUCGUCUGGACGGAGCUGUUGGAAACCCAUCCCAAGUUCGCCCCAUAUGUGACCCGUCUCAGAAACAGACCAGAAGA